CCCCCCUCCACACACACACACACACACACAGUGCCUUGCCAUCAUGCCACGAGGCUUCCUAGUCAAGAGAAGCAAGAGGUCCAAUCCUGUUUCGUACCGUUUCCGAGCCGAGGAUGAGGAAGACGAGCUGCAGCCUUCACUUUUCUCCUUGCCCGAGCGCGCGCACACGCCGAUGUCCCCCUGCUGGCCGGCUGCCCCAGAGAGGACCACCGAGGCGGUCCAGUUCGGCGACCCGGAGGUGAUGUACCAGGGUCUCUACAGUCCUACCCGCCCCGUUAGCAGAGAGCUGGACCCGGACGGACGCGUCAGUUUGGGCUCGCCGAUUUCUGCCGAGUCUUUUCCCGCCGCGGCCGCCCUCACGGCUCUGGACCACCUCUUCGGCCCGGUGGACCUCAAAAUGGGCAACCGAACCGAAUCCAGCACCGCGAUCGCGGCAAAGCGGGCCAAAUGUAAACCCCCCCUCUCCAAGAGAACGAAGUCAAUGCGAAAGCUGCACUUUGAAGAUGACGUCACCACCUCCCCGGUCCUGGGUCUAAGGAUUAAGGAGGUUCCGGUGGACCGAAAGACUCCAGGAGGCGACGGUGAGUUCGUGUGUCAGCUGUGCAAGGAGGCGUACCCGGACCCGCUCGGGCUGGCCCAGCACAGGUGCUCCAGAAUAGUUCGAGUGGAGUACCGGUGUCCCGAGUGUGCCAAGGUGUUUAGCUGCCCCGCCAACCUGGCUUCGCACCGCCGCUGGCACAAGCCCAAACUCAUUAACGUCACUUCCGGUGACCGAGACACGCCAAGUCCGGAACCUUCCGAGUCCGGUUCGGAGGACGAACAGGUGGAGUUAGUCAAGCGCACCAAAAAGGUCAAAGGUCACUCCUGCCUGCGCAAACACUUGGCCGCCGUGCACGCGCACCAAGCGCCCCUCAACUUGAGCAAUGCCGCCGCGCACGGGGGGACGAGCAGCGAGCGUCACUUUCGGCUGCUGCACACCUUUCCAGGCAAACACGUCCCUAACCCCGCCCUCACCCGCAACGUCACCAUCACGUGAUUGUUUUCCGGAAGUGCGGUAUUGGCUUUUAAAAAUUGAAUGAAAGGUUUGUUUGGUUUUAGCGCAAAUGUUGAGUGAAUGAGAGGAAAAGCAAUUGAAUGACAAAGCAGCUUGUUUAUUUUAUCAUUUGUACAAAGUGUUAGCAUGAUGGGUUGUGUAGCCGCUAAUGCCUUUAAUGACAAAUUCUGCUGUAAAACUGCCUUAAACUUCUUUCAUACCUUUAUUGUUUCACACAAAGCUUUCUCUAUGACCCUGACAUGAUAUCUAGUUUGUAUUUAUUAUUGAUGUCUUUAUGAAGUUAUUGUCUUAUUACCAUGUGUUUGUGUAGCCAAAUGAGUUCACAGUUGAGCACAUUUUUAUAGCUGAAUGCAAUCAUGACGUGAAAUAACAUUGUGACUCUUUGCUCUUAUUCUGCUUUGGGAUGUUCCUGCACUGUCUUUGCUAAGUGUCCAAAUAUAAUAAAGAC
Messenger RNA from Dunckerocampus dactyliophorus (ringed pipefish), 1502 nucleotides. Its product is annotated as insulinoma-associated protein 1a-like. Gene Ontology annotation, molecular function: DNA-binding transcription repressor activity, RNA polymerase II-specific; RNA polymerase II cis-regulatory region sequence-specific DNA binding. Gene Ontology annotation, biological process: negative regulation of transcription by RNA polymerase II; neuron differentiation; regulation of cell cycle process. Lineage: Eukaryota; Metazoa; Chordata; Actinopteri; Syngnathiformes; Syngnathidae. The transcript has a single exon. The record is from RefSeq and is a predicted model, not a curated record. Gene Ontology annotation, cellular component: nucleus; transcription repressor complex. Bases 44 to 1036 code for a protein of 330 amino acids.